Rhododendron vialii is the source of this 3384-nucleotide messenger RNA. RefSeq lists its product as uncharacterized. The transcript has 6 exons. Lineage: Eukaryota; Viridiplantae; Streptophyta; Magnoliopsida; Ericales; Ericaceae. The coding region runs from base 417 to 3164 and encodes 915 amino acids. The record is from RefSeq and is a predicted model, not a curated record.
UCUCUUCCAUUGGACUCCCAAUUUAAUACUGCACUCCUCCACCUCACCCCAUAACCAAAACAAAAACAGCAGGCAACUCUCUCUCUCGCUCUCUCUCUCCUCAUUCAAAUCUCUCUCUCUCUCUCUCUCUCUCUCUCUCUCUCUCUCUCUCUCUCUCUCUCUCCUCGCGUUAGGUGCUGAGCUGACCGCUUUCUCUUUGUAUUCAUUCUCUCUCUCUCCUCCCCCACCGCCCCCACCCGAAAACCCUACCAUUUCGCUCUAGGCAUUGCAGAUCUUCUUCACCUUCCUUCUCGCUCUACUUUUUCUUCAAUUCAAAAAACCCAUAGGAAUCUGGAAACUAGAGCUUCACAGUCGACCAUGUCCUGACGUUUCAACUUCCUGUAAACCGUGAAGUGAUUUUGGGGGUCAAUGAGAAAAUGGAUGUUGAGAAACGAUCUUCAAGGGGAGGUUUUCUUCAGUUGUUUGACUGGAAUAUCAAAUCCAGGAAGAGGCUGUUCUCAAACAAGUCUGAAUUACCCGAAGGCACAAAGCAAGGCAUUGAAGAUGUUGCAAAUUCACUGACAUUAUGUCCUCCGUUUCUGGAGGUGCGUGAGAAUGGGCCUGGUCCGAGAAGCAAAAGAACUAUUGAUUACAAUUCUGCUUCCUCAGUGACAAGUGAUGAUGGAUACGGAACUAAAGCACCAGGUGUUGUUGCCAGGCUUAUGGGACUGGAUACUUUGCCUACUUCAACUAUUUCUGAACCCUGCUCUGUCCCCUAUUAUGAAUCUUCUUUUGAUAGAGAUUCUUUUUCCCAAAGGAGUACUCUUAAUUUUCACAUUGAACGUCAUAAUGUAAACAGCCUUCCAAGUGAUGAAAUUUCAAGGGAUCUUGCCGAAUAUAGGCUACAGAAGGCACAAAUUCGGCCAAUUGAGAGGUUUCAAACCGAAACAUUACCCCCCAAAUCAGCUAAAUCCAUUCCAAUCACCCGCCAUAGGCUGUUGUCCCCUAUUAAGAGUCCUGGGUUUAUCCCAAGAAACAAUGUGACUUACGUAAUGGAGGCAGCUGCCAAAAUGAUCGAGCAAGGCCCUCCAUCAACAACCAAGGGCAAGAUGCCAUGUGUCAAGCCCUCCUCAGUUCCUUUGCGAAUUCGCGAUCUGAGAGAGAGAAUGGAGGCUGUACCGAUAACAUAUGGGCCUGAAGCAACUCGGAGGCCCAAAGAUCCCAUUUCUCUCAAGUAUAGUAAUGGACAGGAUAUUGGAAAGCACCGCAGUGGAUCUGAGGAUGCACAACUCUACAAUGCUUCUGUGGCUUCCAGAAAAGAGAGUUCUGACAGUUUGAAGAAUAAGGGGAAAUCAGUUUCACUUCCAGUCCAAGCCAAGGUCAAUGCGCAGAGAAAAGAGGGAUCGACUUCAAGGGGCAAUAGAAACUCAGUCAACCAAAAGGAAGGAGGUGAGCUUAAGCUGGAACGCCAAACAAUUACGCAAAAAAAAGUGCAGAAGAGGCCUCCUAUGAGCAAGACUUCUGAUGUGCUCAAGCAGAAUAACCAGAAGCAGAAUUGUGUAGCCAACAAAGACAUAGUGGCCUUGAAACCCUCAGUAUCGAACCAGAAAGACAGAAAAAUUCCAUCGAGCAAUGGUUCUGUCAGACCAAACAAGGCCUCAAAUAAGGUUAUAAACUCUACAAAUGGAUCCAGGAAGAUGAAUGGCGUGGCAAAGGAUACUGGGAAUGAACUUCUAUCCUCAAAAACAAAGACUUCUCCUCAGAAGAAACAGUCUGUUCAUAGAGAUAAUCAUUUUGAAGAAAGUAUUGCUAAGAACAUAUCAAUAAGUAAAAGUGGAAGGUCUGUAAAAUGCAAUGUUUCAAAUGAUGGUUACUUGAACUGGGAUGCAGUUGACAAGAAAAGUGGCAUGGACGUUGUUUCAUUUACAUUCACAUCUCCCGUCAAGCGAUCAGCACCUGGGUCCCAGGCCUCUGGUCAACUCAUGGAUGGGAAUGCCCGCAUUUUUACUGAUUCUUGCGACGAAAGUGGCCCACAUGACCUGAAAAAUCCAACUUCAUCUUUACUGGGCUUGAACGUAAUUGGUGGUGAUUCUUUGAGUGUCCUCCUCGAGCAAAAGCUCAAGGAAUUAGCAUCCAUAGUUGAUUCAUCGAAUGGUAACCCGGUCAAAGAUGGGAGUGCUUCUUGUUCUGCAUUUAGUUUGCAGGAUUCUCUGUCCACUCUCAAUAUAACUAACACCACAACAGUUGAAUCUUACAAUGAACUUCAUAUGCAUAAAGAUAAAUUGGGCCACCCAGAUGAUGCUAAUUGUGCUUCAGUUGAUGCUCUUCUGCUCAAAGCUAACCAAAAGUUGCAGGAAUUGGAAGCGAUUCAAGGGCAGAGCACUAGCAGCAACACCAGUGAUUAUGGCGAAGAUCUUCACUAUCGAUUUCAUAGUUUACGUUCAAAUCAUGAACCCUCUUGCUCAGACACAAGUUAUGAGUCAUCAGAAAGCAAAACCAGUUCUAUUGCCAAUGGUUCCCAGCAGAGUAUAUCCGCUGAAGCUUAUGGAAUUGGGGAUAGUAUAUCAGCAACAAAGUGCCAACCAGUGGUAAUAGAAACAGAGUUAUCAGAUUCGGCUUCUUCCACAUCAACUGCAUGCAGAAAUGGAAAGAAUUCUUCUACUCCAUUUGGUUUGACAGAUCUCAAGAAAUCUUCAAAGUGGGAAGUAGACUACAUAACAGAAAUACUUAACUAUUCAGAUCUGAGUGUCGAGGAUAUUGUGUUCGGCCGGAUCAACAAGGCAAUAACGCCCAAUCUGUAUGAUCAGCUGGAGAAUCGGCGUACUGGAUGUGAUGAAAAUUCAGAGGAGGACUUCAAUCUAGGACGACAGGUUUUGUUUGAUUAUGUGGGUGAAAAUAUGGAACUAAAGGGCGAGCGGCUGUUGAGUGGAAGCUGGAAAUCAUGGUCUAAAUGGGAAAUGCUGUUUCGAAGGAAGGGGUGUUUGGCAGCGGAUUUGUACCGGGAAAUUUCAAGUUUGACCAGCAUGAGCGAGUUGAUGGUGGAUGAGCUUGUUGACAAAGAUAUGAGCUCAUGGCAUGGGAAAUGGGUAGAUUUUGAAACCGAAGCUUUUGAAGAGGGUGUAGAGAUUGAGGAAAGGAUACUAACUUCUUUGGUUGAUGAAUUGGUUGCUGAUUUGUUGAUCUGAACUCUUUUUUUUUUUUUUUUAAACAAUUUAGAGGCUGUAUCCUUGGGCAGGGCAAUUUUGCUUAUGGAAAUAUUUGAACCCUUGGCUCAGUCGAAUUGGUUACAUAAAGUUACCUUCUAAGAGCCCUUUUGGGUUUCAAUCCAAGUUAGGACAUUUAGGUGGACUGUACAAGUAAACCAUAUACAGACAUGAAAGGGUGGAUACUCAUUCUUUAUGUUCA